AUGGUUUAUUUCAUAUUUAAAUCAAGAAGUGAGUUUCGAAAUAGUCGAAAAAAUAUUUUAAUAUUUUUCUUUCGAUUAUUGAGUAUAAUUGCUUUUAUUCUAACUUGGAGUUAUUUUAUUUUUCUAUGUCUAUUACAUUUCAAAACAAAUAAUAAUUCUUUACAAAACCUUUCAAAACAACAAGGACAGACAUGUCGAAUACAAUCUCCAGAAUCUAUAAAAAUUGAUUAUAAUAAUAUUUAUUGGCAACGUUUUCAAUCAUCAAAUGGAACAUUUUUCUUUUAUAAUGCAUUCUAUGAUGAUCGUACACUUAAUGGUGCAUUAUCAACAAUACGAAUUCUUUCUAUGAUUGAUCGAAUAUCACCUAUUAAAAUCUAUUGUCGAAUUUGGUUUUCAAAUAUUUCAAAUUCAAUAAUAACAUUAGCUGAUUAUCAUUAUAUUUGGAGUCAACAAUGGGGAAAUUAUGAAGAUAAAAUUCUUCAACCAUUUUUAAUAAAUUGUCCAUUUCCUAGACAAAAACAUCUUCAACCAUAUUUCGUUUCAUUAUUUGAAAAGGAUUGUACAGAAAUAACAAAUAAUCUUCAAAUUAUAAAUAAUCGUCCAUUGAAUAAAAACAAACAAUCAUUUGCUGUUUGUGUUAAAGGUUUAGAAUUUCUUCAUGAUGAUUUAAGUAUUCGAUUAAUUGAAUGGAUUGAAUUAUUAAAUAUUUUAGGUGUUAAAAAAAUUUUUUUUUAUGAAUUCGAUAUUCAUCCAAAUAUGAGUAAAGUUCUUCAAUAUUAUCAAAACGAAACAAAAUUAGUUCAUGUACAAAAAUUAUCUUUACCUGGUUCACAACCAAAUUCACCAUUAGAAAGAAAAAAAUAUUUACAACAAAAAAUAAUUCAUCGACGUCAAAAUGAAAUUAUUCCAUAUAAUGAUUGUUAUUAUAAAAAUAUUUAUCUUUAUGAUUAUAUUGUUUUACUUGAUAUCGAUGAAAUUAUAAUACCGUUACAACAUCUUAAUUGGUUAGAUAUGAUUUAUGAUUUAGAAAAAUAUUUCGCGAAUAUUAAUCAAAGUUAUGAUGCAUUAAGUGCACGACAUAUUUAUUUUUUAGAUAAUCUUGAUGAAAAUAAUAAUACUAUUCAAUCAAAUCUAUCAAUUGUUCCUUCGUAUUUACAUAUGUUAACACAUAUUUAUCGUUCAUUUAAUUAUACAAAAAGUGGUUCAUAUAUUAAAUCAUUUUUUCAUACAGAACGAAUUCUUGCCGUACAUAAUCAUUAUCCUCUGAUUUGUUUUUCUAAGUGUCAAACACGAGAAAUUAAUGUAACAUUAGCACAUUUACAACAUUAUAGAAAAGAUUGUGUUUAUUUACUUCAAAAAUCAUGUCAAAAUGAUCAUCGACUUAACAGAAUUCGAGAUACAAAUAUAUGGAGAUUUAAAAACUCGUUAAUUCAGCGAACUUCUUUACUAUUAAGAAAAUUAAAUUUUCUUCGUUGA
Molecule: messenger RNA, 1476 nt
Organism: Adineta steineri
Lineage: Eukaryota; Metazoa; Rotifera; Eurotatoria; Adinetida; Adinetidae
Source: the annotation of a GenBank genome assembly